Messenger RNA from Leucoraja erinaceus (little skate), 5450 nucleotides. RefSeq names its product CUGBP, Elav-like family member 4 (gene celf4). The transcript is spliced from 14 exons. Bases 102 to 1736 code for a protein of 544 amino acids. The record is from RefSeq and is a predicted model, not a curated record. Lineage: Eukaryota; Metazoa; Chordata; Chondrichthyes; Rajiformes; Rajidae. Gene Ontology annotation, biological process: mRNA splice site recognition; regulation of alternative mRNA splicing, via spliceosome. Gene Ontology annotation, cellular component: nucleus; ribonucleoprotein complex; cytoplasm. Gene Ontology annotation, molecular function: mRNA binding.
UCCACCCCGGGUCUGCGCCGACCUUGAGCCCAUCCAGCCUGUUUAAACGGCGGAGUCAAUGUAAAGGAAAGUUGCCUGACGUCACGCAGUGUGGGAGAAAGAUGGCCACGUUAACGAACGGCGUGCAGCAGGCAGCAGACAGCCUUAACAACAACAUCCAAAUCAGCACUGUCAACGGGCCUAUGAACGGACUCAGCCACAGCCAGAACAGCACCAUCCCCAUGAAGGACCACGACGCCAUCAAACUUUUCAUCGGCCAGAUCCCCCGCAACCUGGAGGAGAAGGACCUCAAGCCCCUCUUUGAGGAAUUUGGCAAGAUCUACGAGCUCACGGUGUUAAAGGACCGCUUCACCGGCAUGCACAAGGGUUGUGCCUUCCUAACGUACUGUGCCAGGGAAUCCGCUCUAAAGGCCCAAAGUGCGUUGCACGAACAGAAGACAUUACCUGGGAUGAACAGACCGAUCCAGGUGAAACCAGCGGACAGCGAAAGCAGAGGAGAAGACAGAAAAUUAUUUGUGGGCAUGCUGAACAAACAACAGUCAGAGGAGGACGUACGCAGACUAUUUGAAGCUUUCGGUAACAUUGAAGAGUGCACAAUCCUUCGAGGGCCUGAUGGAAAUAGCAAAGGAUGUGCAUUUGUGAAAUUUUCCACACAUGCAGAAGCCCAGGCAGCUAUCAACGCCUUACACGGUAGCCAGACGAUGCCAGGGGCGUCUUCAAGCCUGGUGGUAAAAUUUGCAGAUACUGACAAGGAACGUACAAUGCGCCGCAUGCAGCAAAUGGCAGGGCAGAUGGGGAUGUUCAACCCAAUGGCCAUCCAGUUCGGUGCAUAUGGUGCUUAUGCUCAAGCGUUGAUGCAGCAACAAGCAACGAUAAUGGCGUCAGUUGCGCAGGGAGGUUACCUGAACCCGAUGGCAGCAUUUGCAGCAGCACAGAUGCAGCAGAUGGCAGCCUUGAAUAUGAAUGGACUUGCAGCUACACCCAUGACACCAACAUCAGGCGGGAGCACACCUCCUGGUAUCACCGCACCAGCCGUGCCUAGCAUUCCUUCUCCAAUUGGAGUAAAUGGAUUUACCGGCCUCCCCCCACAGGCUAAUGGACAGCCCACAGCAGAAGCCGUCUUUGCCAAUGGAAUCCAUCCCUACCCAGGGUCAGCUCAUGAGUGGUCUCCAGAGGCCAGGCAGGACGUUUCAUCCGGCCCGCGAUGUGCUCUAUUGUUAUUUACUAGAGCCGGCUCACCAGUCCUCCCAAUCGCUCAGACGGGAGAUGAAAACUCCAACCAGAUGUGGCACACAGUAAGCUCCGUCUGCACGCACGCACAAAGCCCGACUGCAGCUGAUCCAUUGCAGCAAGCAUACGCUGGAGUGCAGCAAUACGCAGGUCCUGCCUACCCUGCUGCUUACGGACAGAUUAGUCAAGCCUUCCCACAGCCUCCUCCAAUGAUACCCCAGCAACAGAGAGAGGGUCCAGAAGGUUGCAACCUUUUUAUCUAUCACCUUCCUCAGGAGUUUGGAGAUGCUGAGCUCAUGCAAAUGUUCCUGCCUUUUGGUAAUGUCAUCUCCUCAAAAGUGUUUGUGGACCGAGCGACAAACCAAAGUAAAUGCUUUGGUUUUGUGAGUUUUGACAAUCCUGCCAGUGCCCAGGCUGCCAUCCAGGCAAUGAAUGGUUUUCAAAUUGGCAUGAAGAGGCUGAAAGUACAGCUCAAGAGACCGAAAGAUGCCAACCGCCCUUACUGAACCGCUACUACUCAACUGAGACUUGAGAGCUACUACAGGGCGGAAACUGGAGAGGACCGCAUGUACAAAAAAAUAAUAAAAGUACUGUUAAAUAAACCUUUGGACAUAUCAGCAUACACCAAUCAAGCUGAAGACUUCUUCAGACUUUUAUCUUUGACUGCUCUGAUUGUUUAGACUGUUAAGUCUCUUCAAAAUGUAUCACUUCUGCUGAAGGAUGAGUUUUGAACGCCUGAAAGGAGAAAAUAUAUUUAAAAAAAAGAUACUAGGAGCUUUUAGAGCAACACGUUGAUAAGGAGUGCCUGUUGUCAUCAUGGAUACAGUUGUCAUGGUCAUACAUGGCAACAGUCACUAUAAGUAUCUGUCAUUCCUUAGGUAUUUUAGGGACCAAAGGACCAAACUUUUUAUUGCAGACUUGUAGUCGUAUGUAAAUUAUGGAUUUCUUUCCUUCUCUCACUGUUCCUAAAACGGUCUGAAGAGUUUACCAUGAAUUGUAAAAAAAGUAAACUAAUAAUAAUGAUAAUAAUACAUACAUAACUGCUUUAAAAGAAGCAAGAUUGUAGUUCUUUGAUACUUUGGGAAGCACUUUGGUAUCAUUAAUUCAAGUAAGUAGUUUUCAUAUGGUUUUCUGUAACUUUCGUGAGGACUGAACAUUUGAGAUUGGCUUAACUGUGACCGGUGAGAAGCAAAAAAAAAACUUACUGAGUGAGGAUUAUUUUGGAAAUAGAAUUAUUGCUUGAAAAUGGUUCAUUGUGUUCUUACCUUCCCUUAAAAAAAGAAACUCAAUAGGUGUACAGAGUAAUAAAACUUUUAAAUUACCAAUAUAAAAAUAUAAAAAAAUUAGACAUAAAAAUGCAAAAAAAUAGAGGUUAGCAUUACUGCUAAGAAAAGAAAUCCUGUAGAAUUGUAAUUUUGUAGAAUUUAGAUGAGCAUAUGUUCAUAUACUGCCAAUAGCUGUCUGAUGCUGUUAACUGCUGACAGAAGAUAAGCCACACUGGCAGCUCCUUGACUGCAAUCAUUCCAGCUACAAUUAUAAAAGUAAAAAUAUAUUAAAAAAAAGACACAAAAACUGAAACUAUUGUAAACAUUGCAGCAAACCAUGGAUUUGAAUAUCCACCAAGUGUUAGCGAAGACCCGGAGUAGACUCCCAUUCGUCUGGAAAACCUGCUUGACAUCACCAAGACCUGCUCUAAGCAAAACUCCUACCAACCUCCAUUCAUAACGAUAGUACUCUCUCACAUUCAAAAACUAAGUAAGGAAACUUCAGGGCCCAGUGCAAAGUCCUGACUCCCAACAAUCUAACACUGAAUCUGUAACAAACAAAAAAAAAAAGAGAGAAUCUCUGCUGUUUACAGGAGGUCAAAAAAAAACAGAGAAUGUUUAAAAGGUUCUGGCUCUGUUUUAUGUAAAUAAAUUUGCAUAUUUUGUAGGACUUUUACUGUACUGAUUGAGAAAAAAGGAAACUAUUUAAUGAAAGCACGGUAUUUAUCUUUGGUAACUGACGUAAUGGAGCAGUUGAAAAAAAGCACUGUGUUGAAUGCUGUAAAAUCUGGUGACAAUUUAUUUAUGAAUAAUUUAUUCUGAUAUUUAUUAUUAAUUUAGGAAGAUGCUACAUUUUAAAUUAAUUUACAAGUGCCAGAAUCAUGGUUGGCAGCUGCAUGGUUUUAUUAUGACCAUUUUUAUUUAUUGCUUGUAGAAUUAUUUUUUUUAAACACAUUUUGAUAACUUUUCCAAUUUCCACUCAUCUGCUUUUUCUAUAAUUUUAGCUUAUUAUUUUUUUCUAUACAAAACAAGUACUGUAUACCUAAUCUAACGUGGCAUACAGUUAUAAUAAGACUGCUCUCUUCACCCUCAGUUACCUAGAAACAAUUGUAAUCUUCAUGUAAGUACUGAAUGACGCUUUUCAGCUUAGCCCUAAAUAAAGCACAGUUUAAGAAAAAGUAUCUUGGUCUCUUUUGGGUCUAUUUGCACCAACACUGACUUCACAUUCAGCCCAUGUAGCUGUAAGCAAUUUCUCACAUACAGCUUUGUUCAUUUAAAACUGCCAAAAGAUCCAGAAGAUAGUUCUCUCUUUAGAGACAGCACAAGCUGUUUAAUGCUGUUGAAAGGUUCCCCUGAUGACCACUGCACUAAUAAUGACUAGUGGAAGGACAUAAUGGGAGCAGGAGUAGGUGACCUGGCCCCACAAGUCUGUCCCACCGUCCAAUAUUAUCACGGCUAAUCUGCCCCAAGCCUCAUCUCCUCUGUGCCUGUUCCCCGUUGCCAUCUAUUCCCUGAUCUUACAAAAGGUUAGCUGCUUCCUCGUUAAAUACCUGCAAUUAUCUAAUCACUCCAGCCCUCUUGUUACAGUUGCAUUGGUUAGACAGCACUCGAAAUAUUGCAUACAGUUCUGGUCGCCACACCAUGGAAGGAUAUGGUAGCAAUAGAGAGAGUGUAGAAGCUAAACACCAGUAUGUUGCUUGGAAUGGAGGGAUGUGGUUAUAAAGAGAGGUUAGAUAUAGAGCCAUGGAGUCAUACAGCAUGGAAACUGGCCCUUUGGCCCAACUUGCCCAUGCCGACCAAGAUGCAUCUACACCAGUCCCACCUGCCUGCAUUUGGCCCGUAUCUCUCCAAACAUUUCCUAUCCACAUACCCAUCCAGAUAUGCUGGGUUUACUCUCACUGGAACACAGGAGGCUGAGGAGGCUUUGGGCCCUCUCCAAAGCCAGCACAUUACUCCUCAGAUAUGGGGUCCAAAACUGCUCACAAUACUCCGAAUGCAGUCUGAUCAGUGCCUCCUAAAGCCUUAUAAAGCCGGGCGAAGACAGAGGGAUAUGAGGAAAAGCUUAUCAAGCAGAGUAGAAAUACUUUCUAAUGACUGGAGGAGAUAGAAUCAUAGACUUAUCGAAUUGUACCAUAGUAAUACACGUCUUGUCACACCUUGAUAUGCUAAUCCCAUUUAUUUGCAUUAGGCCCAUAUCCCUGUAUCACAUUCCUAUCUAAAUGCCUAGCCAAUGAUGUUAUUGUAUUUACCUGUACAAUUACUCUUUCCACCGUCCUUACACUUACACCACAGAUCUCUUUUAAAUUUCUCUCCUCUCGCCUCAAACGUAUGCCCUCUAGAUUUAGUCUCACCUGAUUUUUGAGAAAGGUAGAUGAUUGAAUGACAUAGUAGAUUCAUAGUCAUACAGUGUGGAAACAGGCCCUUCGGCCCAAAUUGCCCACAGCAGCCAACAUGUCCCAGCUACACUAGAUCCACCUGCCUGCGCUUUGCCUAUAUCCAUCCAAGCCUGUCCUAUCCAUGUAUCUGUCUAACCAUUACAUAAACGUUGGGAUAGUCCCUCCAUCAAAUACCUCUAGCAGCUCGUUCCACACAUCCACCACGCUUUGUGUGAAAAGUUACCCUCAGAUUCCUAUUAAGUCUUUUCCCCUUCACCUUAAUCCUAAAACCUCUGUUCCUCGAUUCACCUACUCUGGGCAAGAGACUCUGUGUGUCUACCCGAUCUAUUCCUCUCAUGAUUUUAUACACCUCUAAAAGAUCACUCCUCAUCUUCCUGCGCUCCAAGGAAUAGUGUUCCAGUCUACACAACCUCUCCCUAUAGCUCAGACCAUCUAGUCCUCGCAACAUCCUCAUGAAUCUUCUCUGUACUCUUUUUAGCUUGGCAACUUCUUUCCUACAACAUGGUGUUCAGAACUGAACACAAUACCCUAAAUGCAGCCUCACCAACAUCUUCUGCAA